CUUUGCCUGCGUCAGAUUUCCAUCAGUGGCCGCCAUGACGUCGACGCGCAAGUUCCGCUGCGAGGACUUGUUCCGGUUCAACAACGUCAACCUCGAUGUGCUGACGGAGACGUACAACAUGUCCUUCUACCUGCAGUACCUCACCAAGUGGCCCGACUACUUUCUCGUGCAGGAGGACCCGAACAAGACCAUGAUGGGCUACAUCAUGGGCAAGGCGGAAGGCAAGGCGGAGAAUUGGCACGGCCAUGUCACGGCGGUGACGGUCGCGCCCGAGUUUCGUCGACUUGGCCUCGCCAAGAACCUCAUGGACUACCUUGAGAACGUCUCUAUUGAGCUGUACGACGGGUACUUUGUCGACCUCUUCGUCCGCGUCUCCAAUACGCUCGCGAUCGGCAUGUACGAGAAGUUUGGGUAUUCUGUCUACCGACGAGUCAUUGGAUACUAUUCUGGAGACGGCGACAUGGAGGACGCCUUCGACAUGCGCAAAGCGCUGCCGCGGGACAAGGAAAAGAAGUCGAUCAUCCCGCUGCCCCAUCCGGUAUACCCCGACAGCUUGAUGGACUAAGCCACGUACUACAAUACAUGGAACGUGUAUUCAACCUCGUCUUAGACACACUCGACUUGGCGCAGCGCGGCGAUUGUGGCUGGUGUUGCGUCUUUGGCUGCGUUUCUUGGCUCGCUGUACGACGGCAGCAACUUGCUUGUUCUUGUCAUCUCGGUGCUCAUGGCUUUGCCGCUUCUUGGGGUCACGUACUUGGCAGCGCGGUACUUGCUCGCCGACGAUAUAGCGUAAGCAUGACUGCAUGGACGUCGAUGCGCGUUUGCUCCUUCUGGAAGUGUCGAUGCCCUUCUUUCUUGUUCGCAAAACGAGGGUUGCAGGCGC
Saprolegnia diclina VS20 is the source of this 883-nucleotide messenger RNA. RefSeq names its product N-alpha-acetyltransferase 20, NatB catalytic subunit. Gene Ontology annotation, biological process: N-terminal peptidyl-methionine acetylation. Gene Ontology annotation, molecular function: protein-N-terminal amino-acid acetyltransferase activity. Gene Ontology annotation, cellular component: NatB complex. The record is from RefSeq and is a predicted model, not a curated record. NCBI's taxonomy places the organism in Eukaryota, Oomycota, Saprolegniomycetes, Saprolegniales, Saprolegniaceae. The transcript is spliced from 5 exons. The coding region runs from base 35 to 565 and encodes 176 amino acids.